GUUUGGAAGAGAGGAGGGACAAUACCAGCCCACCCUGAUUCAAAGUAAAGUGUGAAUGUCCUUUUAUUGGCCUGAGGAGAUGUCCUGUUGUCUUCGUUGAACAUGAGGUCCAAAUCAACACUGGGUCAUCAGAGAUACUGAGCCAACACAAUCAAGGACUUCCAAGCUCCUGAUUGAAAACGAUUUACAAAAAAAAAAAACUUUGUUUCAUUUCCUAUACUUUUUGUUGGUCAAUCCCAAAGGUUAAAUUUAGGAAUAUGUCUGCUGCAUAAACCUAUCAAUUAUUGACAUAUUUCAGUUCACCAGUUCAACCGUCUCAAUGGCGUUUUUAAUGAAAAAGAAGAGGUUUAAGUUUCAAAUCCAUUUUACAUUGGAGGAGCUCACAGCCGUGCCGUUUGUCAACGUGGUACUUUUCUGCAAGAUCCGAUUGUUGGACGGUGGGGACUUUGCCGUCUCAUCAUCCAGGGAGGAGGUUCAGCAGAACUGUGUUCGUUGGAAAAAGAAGUUCUCCUUCGUCUGUAAAAUGAGUGCCAAUCCUACCACUGGAGUCCUGGACCGAUGCAUCUGCAGGGUUUCUGUACGCAAGGAGCUUAAAGGAGGAAAGACGUUUUCAAAGCUGGGCUUUGCUGACCUCAACAUGGCGGAGUUUGCUGGCUCAGGCUCCACCGUGCACUGCUGUAUUCUCGAGGGCUACGACACCAAGAACACUCGACAGGAUAACUCCAUUCUCAAGGUUACUAUUGGAUUCACACUUUUGUCAGGAGAUCCCUGCUUUAAAACGCCCCCCAGCACUGCCAAGUCCGUCUCUAUCCCGGGCCAGGACCCCUCCCUGCAGCUGGACUGUAAGGGCGAGGGCACCGAUGCCAACUAUAACCCUCCCCCAGGGGGCGUCACCAGGACAUCAUCAGGACGGCCCCUCAAACCCAGACUCCCCUCAGCUCCCAUCAACUCUGGUCUACCUAGGGAGCAGUUGGAGCAGAACCUGUCCAGCCCAGAUGAAGUGUUUCACGCAGGACACUCCCGGAACUCCAGCUACGCCAGCCAGCAGAGCAAGAUAUCAGGCUACAGCAUGGAACACUCUCGCUCCUCCAGCUUGACAGACCUCACCCACCGCCGCAAUGCCUCAACCAGCAGCAGUACCUCCGGGAGCCUGGGCACCCCUACCCAGACCCCCCACGUCUUCGCCCACCGCCUCGCAGCAGACCCCCAGACACCAGGAGAGCCAGGCACCAAGCCUGAGAGACCCAUACGGCCCCUACGCCCUGUCCUGCUCUCCAAUAGACCCUCCAGGAGGAAGAAGGACUCUGUGGAAAGCCACCCCACCUGGGUGGACGACACGCGCAUCGACGCCGACGACAUUGUGGACAAGAUCAUCCAGAGCCAGAACUUUGCUGAUGUCAACAACCACAAAGAAGACAGCAACCUCAGAUUGUUUGUCAGCAAAGAUGGGACUACAGCCCUGAGUGGGACACAGCUGGGAAACAGGGUGAUUGCUGGUGCCUUUGAGCCAGUAGUGAUCGAGAGCCACUAACGAUGAAGAUGGAUGGAUGUCAAAUCACUCUACCCCCCCUCCCUCCGUCUCACUCAUUCUCUCAGCUGGUGGGCAAAGGGUACAUGAGGGACACUGAAGACAACUCCACUGUUUUGAACUGUUUUGUGUGUGUGUGUGUGUAUGUGUGUGUGUGUGUGUGCACAAAUGCACAUACGACUGGCUUCCUUUUGAUAUACACCACUUCAACAAACACCACUAUACAACAGGCAUUUAAGCAGAUAUUUAAGGUGAUGUAGGUGGGAGGUGUGACGUAUGAAUAAUCCAUUAAUGUAGAAAAGCUUUUAAAUCGAUGCUUUCAUCUGGGGGACCGUAGGUGUAAAGUGUGCAAAGUGCUUGAUAGAGAGAGAAAUGGAAAACAAUCGCAUCGUGGAAAUUGUAGUGCAACACUGAAAAUCAGGAAAUGGCAUUGGAGUCAAAUGUGGCUGCCUCAAGUUGGAACAUUAUGGUUUACCCUAUGUGUAUAAUUUUGUGUAUCAAUUCAAGUGAGGGGAGUGUGCUAAAACCAAGAAAGAUGUGGAUAAAUUGAACAGACCAUUUGAACUAGGCUUCAAUGGGUGGUUUUCAAUGUGAAAUGUUCUAUUUUCGAUGAACCCCUUGCAAUCCUCAGAUUCCAGAACAACAGUACUAGACCUGGGGUCAAAGUUACUGUAUAGCCCAAAUAACCCAUGUUAUAGAAUUAUAAAGUUAUAGAAUGUUAUAGAAUAUAUGCAUAUAAAUAUGUAAUAUCACAAUAGAUAAUGUUUAUAUACGGACCUGAGAACGAGAAAUGUGUGCACAUAUGGCUGGCCAUAUGCAACUGUACAUACUGCCAUUGUCUAUGUGUGAUUCAUCAAUUACUCUCGGUAAAUGCAGGUAGGGUUGGUAAUUGAUUAGUCUACGCCCUUGGUCUUCUCCUCCCUUGGGUCUUUUAUAUAGUCUGCUUUACGUCCUUAAAGUAAAAUACUAUCCUGAAGUUCACCAGCUGGCUUGGUGACUAUACUGUAAAAGUAGGAAAAUCAGACUCAACUUUUCUUGGUUCCUCUAUUUUUGUUGUUAGUCAUGUGUCUGUCUUAGGAUAUAUGGAUGGUGGGUUUCCCUGUACUGUUUUGUCCCUGGCCUGUCACUCAUCUGUCAUGUACGUCAGACCUAAUUGAUUUGAGUCACCACGCCCAUGGCAUCAGUCCCUGUUCUCAAGGACAGGAGCUGUCCGUUACCAGGUUUCUGGGAUGAUUAUAAAACUUCUUGAGCUGCUAAAAAGCACUUUUGGAUCGGUGUUCUAAACAAACCAAUGUUUACAGUGUGACGCAUAUUAUUUCAAACUUGCUUUCUCGCUACAAGGGAAGAGUAUUGUUUUUUUUAAACCUGGUUACUGAUUUUGAUUGAAUUGGGGCCCAUAAUAUGUUGUUAAGUUACUGAAGUGGGGUACUAAAGUUAGCCAGCUAACUUCACAAUCCUUCUUUGUGAAAUACUUUCGAUGUGGCCUUGGCUAUAUGAGCUGUCCAACGGUUGCCGUUCCACUUAAGUCGCAAUAUCACCCGAGAUGUUGCCUCGUUAUCAAGCGAAAUCAACUUACAAGUGAAUAAGGGCUCUAAUGACACAACUGACAGUAUCUGGUCAUCUUCUCCAAAAUGACCAAGCUAUUCUAUUUCCUGAGGGGAAAUGUAAUUUCAUUUCUGUCGCCCCCGGAUUUUGAAUGUGUCAGAAGAACAUUGCAUUGUAGGUAUGGUGUAGUCAGAGCCAAUCAGAGCCAAUGAGUCAGUCUCAUACAGCUGCCCCAUGUGGCACAAUGCACCUGGUGUGCACUGGCUAACAAUGGAGGGUUUUCAGAAGAAGCUCCACCCUCAUCCCCAAAUGACAAUGUCCUUUUGUAUGCGUGCUUGUGCCUGUGUGCCUGCGCACGUCUUUGCGAGGGACGGAGAGGGAACGAGAAUGUGUGAGUUUGUGUGUAAACGUCUGCAUAUUGUGCGCGUGUAUGUCCGUGUGUGCAUGUGUGCGUCUGCCUGUGCACGCGUGUUCGUGCAUGUGUGUAUGUCUGUGCUGCAAAUGUAUGUGCGUGUGCAAGUCGAAUUGUUUAUGUGUGCUGAGAUCAAAACAGCUUGCCACUCGCCUGUCUUACGGUUCUUGACCCCUGAGUAUCCUUUCAGUUGACCUGAGUCCUCAGCAGGAAAACGGACCUAUUACUUAGCCUGUCUUUUCGCCUUUAGUCUGCUCAUGUAAAAUGUCUUUCAAAGGAAAAAGUGAUCAUGGGCUUUUAUCUACACACAUGUAGCCUCAACAUACUGUAUCUUCCUAACAAGGAUGUGUUUUAUUUACACCAUGCCAGACAUUCAUAGCAUACUGAGAUUUGACAUUCAGAGGCAUAGAGAGAAAAUGUCCAAAAUCCUGGCCCUUGAAAAAUAAAAUUGGUAUUUUUGUGCUGUUGCAAUGUGCUUUUGUUUUUGUUUCACUUUCCAAUGUGCAUCAUUGUCGUUGUAGAUGUUGCUGUGCAUACCGUAUGGGUGUACUCUGUGUCCUUGAGAAAAAGGAAACAUUAAAUGCAUAAGCUAAAACUCCUCUGACAUGAAUACACACGCAUGGGAAAAUGUUAACGACACAGACAUUCUUCGUAGCUUUAUUAUAAUAAAUGUGUCAAAUUGAUGUGGACCAUUCACCUCUAUUUCAUUAACUUGAUAUGAGUAAGACACUGAAUCUGUGUAUUUUAACAGGGGCUUUUACAGCAAAACGACUAUCUUUCACUCUGCCUCUCAUUACAUUACACUGUCUCUUAGUAGUAUAAUAAUUAUUUGUAUUAAUGAUAAACUGAUAAUAGUUCUAAUGUCAAACACUUAAUUCAUAUUUUAGUUUUUUGUAUUUCCAAACCAGCUGGCUGGUUUACUUUGUGCUCUCUCUUCUUUGUAACACGAAAAAAAAUUGUAUACAAUUUACAAACAUUUUUUGGUCUACUCUAGAGUUAAAAUAAUUGAUGUUUCUGAUUCUCCUGCUACUGAUUUUAUGUGUACAAGAGGGCUUGUUGUAUAAUCCUUGUAUUGUUUGGGUUCUGUUUUCCUACGUACUUGACUGUUUGUAACCAGAGUAGAACCAUGUUAACAUGAGGUUCUGCUGCCAUGAAUGGAGCGCCAAGGAUUUUAUCCUGCAUAUUUGAAAUAUGAAUGCAUCAACACAGGGUGAGAUUUCUCUGGUGCAACACACCAUCAAAUAUUUGUCAUUGCAUUUUAAAUCAACCAGAAUAUCCACCCCAUGUUGUGGGUUGAAGAACUUGCUACAGUAGGUAGAGGAUGGCAGUCAACACUGAGAUUGCUCUCUGGAAGAUAGAGGGGGAGUACUGUAAAUCACUUUCAUGGUUCAAAAACUCACAUGGGCCGUUCCUAAGGCUCAUCAGCUCAGUAGGUAGAGUAACCAUGCUUGAAUGGGGACCAGAUAUGCUAUUCCUAGAUUCAUAACAGCACAUAGGUCUGGGCAACUAUCUUGACCUAACAUUUCACCUAUUUUAAUUAUUUAACCUUCAUUUUAUACCUCUUAUUUUGUCAUCUUUGUAAAUUGAUUUUAAAGCUAUGCACACGAGUCCAAGACUCUGAGGGUCCACCCAAACUCAUGACCUUGAUUAAGAUUAAAGAUGAGAUUUUUCUUUUAAUGAUUUAAAAAUCAACAUUUCAUGAAUUUAUAUCAAUAGACGACUAUUGAAAUGACAAUUUUUCAGAUUUUCCAGAGUUAUUGUGAGAUAUUUAUUUUACACACACACUUACAGGCAUUGCUCCAAAGUUUUCUCAUCUUAAUUUUUUCUCCUAAAAUGUAUUUAUUCUAUUACUUUAAACUCACAUGUGGAGGUACACUGUUACAUGAUGAAUUGGAACUAUAUUUCUACACACUAUUCUAAUGUUUCCUAUUUUAGAUUGUAAAUGUCUACAGUGUAAAUGUCAGUGUAAAUGUCAUAUUUUGUGGAAAUAAAACUAUUGUUGGGCAUCUGAAAAA
Messenger RNA from Salvelinus fontinalis (brook trout), 5500 nucleotides. Its product is annotated as early estrogen-induced gene 1 protein-like. The transcript has 12 exons. NCBI's taxonomy places the organism in Eukaryota, Metazoa, Chordata, Actinopteri, Salmoniformes, Salmonidae. The coding region runs from base 320 to 1531 and encodes 403 amino acids. The record is from RefSeq and is a predicted model, not a curated record.